AAAAAUACCCAAUCACUUGCAGCAUGCGGAGGAUUUGUGCCCCAUUAUUGGAGUCAUUGGGAGGAAUUGUGACCCAUCAUUGGAGUCAUUGGGAGGAAUUGUGCCCCAUUAUUGGAGUCAUUGGGAGGAAUUGUGACCCAUCAUUGGAGUCAUUGGGAGGAAUUGUGCCCCAUCAUUGGAGUCAUUGGGAGGAAUUGUGACCCAUCAAUGGUGUCAGUGGGAGGAAUUGUGCCCCAUCAUUGGAGUCAUUGGGAGGAAUUAUGUCCUAUUAUUGGAGUCAUUGGGAGGAAUUGUGACCCAUCAAUGGUGUCAGUGGCAGGAAUUGUACCCCAUUAUUGGCAUCAUUGGGAGGAAUUAUGUCCCAUUAUUGGAGUCAUUGGGAGAAAUUGUGCCCCAUUAUUGGAGUCAGUGGGAGGAAUUGUUCCCCAUUAUUGGAGUCAUUGGGAGGAAUUGUGACCCAUCAAUGGAGUCAUUGGGAGGAAUUGUGCCCCAUCAUUGGUAUCACUGGGAGGAAUUAUGCCCCAUCAUUGGUGUCACUGGGAGGAAUUGUGCCCCAUCAUUGGUAUCACUGGGAGGAAUAG
Messenger RNA from Staurois parvus, 581 nucleotides. The record is from the annotation of a GenBank genome assembly. NCBI's taxonomy places the organism in Eukaryota, Metazoa, Chordata, Amphibia, Anura, Ranidae.